ACUUACCUAGGUACACACCUAUGUGCUGUGGCAUGUGAGACUCACUCAACCGCGUGAUGCUAACUUGAAAAGGAAAAAGAGAAAAAAAGUACCUAGUUGAUUGAUAUACCCAGUUGACGAAGUGCACCUCAUUUAUAAGGGACGGUAUACCUUAGCUUAAUGCAUAAACCAUUCUUGAUAUACCUCUCGGUAAUUUAUGACUACCUGUAUUUAUAUACCUACCUCCUACCUCACAAUGCCAGCUGCUAGCAGCCGUAGUAUAAAAUGGCAGAAUGGAUGUAUUACUAGUAUUAUAUUCUUUAUCUUAUCAUUAAUGCGACCUCCGCUAUCUUAUCAAAUUAGAGCAUAUAGCACCUCCAGUACGGAUCCGUACCUAACCUUAGCCAAGAAUUAAGAAUUGGCGACCGAAACAUCCUCAGAUCUCCUCAGAUGGAGAUAUGUUAAAUAUACGUACGAACGUAAAUGUUCAGCGCCAAUUGACUUCCUCUUUUCUAGCUGCGCAAUGCCGGGGGAGCGCAUCGUCUUCGAUGGGCUAUGGCGAUGUCUAUGUCCUUCCGCCGAUAUAUUCACGCUCUCAAGUCUAAGUUGCCGUCGUCGCGGUUCUAGACAGCGAUCGAUUCUGUCCCCCGGCAGCAAUGCCCACGUCUCUGGAAGAUUAGGUCGACGAGGGUACCAUUUUGAGUACGAUCGCAUCCCUGUUCCUCCUCCUACUUAUAAACCCCACGACAAUUACCCCGAAGAUGAGAAAGUACGCAUUGAAUAUCUCAAGCGGGUCGCAAAACGAACCCCAUGGGUUCCUGGGGAGCUCUUCAACAAUGUCGAAAAUUUAGUCCCACAGCUCCAGCAUAUUCCGACAGAGACCAUCUACGCGGCUCUCAAGGAACUCGCAAGAGUCCAAGAUACAUAUUGGUCGACUGUAAAACUAGUCGAGUACCUAGUAAAAGAAAGGAAAGAGAAACCGAAUACCGUGCUCUACGAGUGCCUUAUAAGGGCAAACGUUGAUAAAUCUCGCGGGUCCGCAGAGGUCGCCGGUCGACUACUCGAGGAGAUGAGGAAGUUACGCGUUCCAACGACAGCACAGAUCUAUCAAGCUAUUCUAGAAGUCACAGCGGUUCAUCCUGAUUAUGUCCUUCGAAACACCGCGCUCUUCGAGAUGAAAAAUCGUUGGUAUUCGCCGACGACAGAAGAUUCGGUAAACAUCGUCAUUGGACUGUUGAGGGAUAACCAAUAUGAGCUCGCGCUUGAGAAAUUAGAGGAGCUUGGAAAGACUUCCCUCCAUAUUCCACUCUGGCUCUAUGACAUAUUCUUAUAUACCUUUGGGGAUCUAGGCUUCCACGAAGAAGCUCUCUCGAUCCUCAAGCAUCGAAUGAAGGUCGAAAACCUGGUCAAAGAACCGUUAUCCUUGAAUUCCUGGCAGUUCCUUCUUGACGUAUUUAGUAGAGAUGCUUUUUACGAAGGGAUCAAAUUCAUAUGGGAUCGCUCCGUCUCUCCCGGGUAUAUAAAUCCACCAGAUGGCACCGUUCUAAAUAUUAUAAACGCGGCGUCGAAUCAUGCAGAUGCGAGUCUAGCAAUAAGCGCAAUUCAGAUGCUUUCGAACCGCGGAAAGAAACUUGAGUUGCAUCACUAUGAAGCUCUAGUAGACAUUCACGCUCAGCAAAAUGAGCUUUCAAAGGCGUUCACCACUUUAUGUAUCAGUGCCAAGGCAGAUUUGCGUCCAAGUCUCUCCAGUACACGAUCAAUUUAUCGGGUGCUACGCAACUCGCCAGAGGAAACAGAUAAAGCCUUGGCGGUAUUAAACGACCUCCGUUUACAUCAUCGUGUUCCCGCAGCUGCUUUCAACGUCGUCUUAGAAGCUACAGAACUUCAUCACGGGUUCCAAGCCGCCUUGGAUCUCUAUCGAAGCGUACGGCAGAUUUGUGCUGACGGUCCUGAUCUCGAAACUUACCAUAUUCUCUUCAGCCACUGCACCAUGAGAAAGUCGAUGAACUUCUUGUUCGCGGAGAUGCAGAAUUUCUCUAUCGAACCUACCCAAGCCACAUACGACCAUCUCGUUCGAAUCUCUAGCAUGCAAGACAACUACGAGCAAGCAUUCGCAUUCCUUGAAAAGAUGCAGUCUUGUAAGACGGGAGGAAUACCCAAUAACUGGUGGAUAAGUAGGGAUUCGGCCCUAGCGCUCAUCAGGAGGUGCAUCCAUUCCGAGGACAUUAGGGCGCAAGAACUCAUCGAGGAGUGCCGUAAACGGGGCAUGUCAGUUGAUAAAGAAGUGCAGCGGCUCCUUGAAGCCACCCGAGAGCGGAAAGAAUCAGAAGAAAUAGCUUUCAGUACCCCUAUUAAACAGCUCCCGUCUACAGCAGCAGAUACUACGAUACCCCUGCAAGACGCUCCGAGUCCUGAGCCUAAAGAAACAUCGGGCUGGAUAUAGAGUAGACUGGACAUGAAUAAAAUAGAAACGAAGUCCAUUCACCAUAUGAUGGGCUUUGACCAUAUUAUCUUCAUAUGUGAUGCUAAUAUUAUUAUUUUUUUUGUCGGGACCCUCUUAGAUUCAAGUAUACACGAGGCUUUAUAGGAUUUGGAGUCGAUAUUCAUAUAACCCUAAACUGUUAAAGCCAUCAGAAACAUCCGCGUAUACACUGGUUGUGCGGGUGUUCCAAAUGAUAUCAGGUAUCCUGCUUAUAAUAUUGUCAUCAUUAGGUAGAACCAAAGAUAGGGACACAAUCUCGUUGACAUGUGUAAGGGCUCGGGAAGAUAGCUAUCAAACCGCCACACUACCAAAGGGUAGAACGAUGUCAACUCGAGGGUUUGACGUUGCUAUCUCCACCUAUAAGGACCUUCACAGGCGGUAGGUACUGUGACAACGCGUUAGAAAUUAUAGGAUUACAACGCGAGUCUAUGGCAGCCACCUAGCCUAAUAUUUAUCCAGAAGCAUAUCAGACAUUUCUGAGUGAGAGAUUUCUCCAGUAUAC
Molecule: messenger RNA, 2963 nt
Organism: Daldinia caldariorum
Lineage: Eukaryota; Fungi; Ascomycota; Sordariomycetes; Xylariales; Hypoxylaceae
Exons: 2
Coding region: 503-2422 (639 amino acids)
Molecular function (GO): protein binding
Source: RefSeq, a predicted model, not a curated record